CAUUCGUGAUUCGUCUACUACAAGUUACAACAGACUACUAAAUUUUCUAAUGGCUUGUUGCCCUUAGGAAGCUAUUUCUUAUUAUUGAGUCGUUUUUAACUUAACCUCGUAUUUUUCGGUUUCAUCUUUAGUGGAAGUUUUAAUAAGUUUAUAGUAUAUUAGAAAAUUUAUCGUCUUUGCUCAUAGCUCUUACUAUAUUGCGUACUCAAAUACUAAAUACUAGAAUUCUUAGUUGAGUAAAUUCACGUUUAAUUAAAAUGUCGGACAAAUUAGAACCACGGAAAGUUUGUGAUUUGAAGGUGACUGAAUUACGUUCUGAACUAGAAAAACGCGAUUUGGAUAAAACUGGAGUAAAAGCGAUACUUUUAGAACGUUUGCAAAAGGCACUUCUUGAAGAAGGAGAAGAUCCAGAGAAUUGUAUAUUUGAUAAAUCUGAAUUAAAAAAUGUUAACAAUUCUGAAAAGUCAUUAAUAUCUGAAAAAAUGUCUCCAAGUGUUGAAAAAAAAAAACCAGUUACUCCAACAAAAACAAUAAAAAAAAAUGUGAUUGGCAGAAGACCUGGACCAAAAUCUAAAACAUGUGUGAUACAAUCAAAAGUUGAAAAAAUUAAUUUGAAUAUUUUACAAAAAGAAAAUGAUGUGAAUCAAGAUCAAUUAGAUAAUAGCAAUGCCACUGUUAGUUCUGAGGAUUCAAAAACAAUUGUAUCAGAUACAAUUAAUUCUGAUGUGAUUGAUUCAAAUGAAGUAGAAACUAAGGGAAUUGAUGCUGAUGGAGGACAACAAAAUGAGCCAGGAGUAAAAAAUGCAAUUUCAUCUCAUGAAAAUCAAACAGUAAUUGCUAUAGAUUCUGAAUCAACUAUUUCUCAUGAAAAUAUAAAAGAAUUUGAAGGUGAAAUAAAUAUUGCACAAUUAAAUCUUAAGAAUACUGAGAAUUUCACAGUUAACUUAAAAGAUAAUUUUGUAAAACAAACUAAAUGUUCGGUUAAUUUAGGUACCGAUGCAGAAGUUAAAGAAAGUACUUCUGAUAUAAGUAAUGAAAUAGAAGAACCGAAAAAUAUUAACAAUGUCAUUAUUGUUAAAGAAGUUAUACCAGAAACUAAUGAAGACCAAGAUGAUAUACAAGAUGAAGAAUUAGAUCAUGAAAUUGAUGAAGAAUUGGAUCAUGAAGUUGAUGAAGAUGAAAAAAACUACAAUACUGAUAAUUUUAAUCAAAUUAACAAUACAGAAAAAUCUACUCAGGAACAUAAUAAAGAUGACAAUAACGAAGAUUCUAUUAACUUGACAAUUGGAGAAGAUGAUAUUAAGUUAUUUGCUGAUGAGGAAGAUACUAAUAUUGAAAAAGAGGACGAAGUGAUCGAGAACCAUACCAAAGAAGAAACAUUGAUGAAACCGCAUGAAUCUCGCCAUCCAGUUACUGCUAGUAGCAGUAGAGCAACAACUGGAUUAGUCAAAAGCCGUCGCAGUGCAACUGAGAAGCGAUCAUCUGUUGGGGAUAAACCACGGAGUACCCAUAAAGAGGAAAAGGACAUCAGCAAUGCAAAACCCAUCAUCAGUGUCAGUGUGCCCAAAGAUGAGAAGRAAGAAGAGGAGAAACAAGUUAAAGAUAAAGUGGAAGCUGGCAAUAAGCAGAGUAAUGAUUCAAAAGUUCUGCAAAUAUCAAGUGACACAUCAAAGAAAAAUAAUUCAUCCUUGGUACGCAACAUUUGGGUGAGUGGUUUGGCAUCAAUUACUAAGGCGACUGACUUAAAACAGCUUUUUUCAAAAUAUGGAAAGGUUGUUGGCGCUAAAGUUGUGACAAAUGCCAAAACUCCAGGUGCUCGUUGUUAUGGGUUUGUUACAUUAUCUUCAGCAGAAGAUGCUAAUCGUAGUAUUGAAAAUUUACAUAAAACUGAACUUCAUGGUCGCGUUAUUAGUGUUGAACGAGCUAAACGUGAUAAUGGCUAUCAAGUAACAGCAAAAAGUUCUAACGCUUCCAAAGCUAAUGAAAAUGUAGAAGCUGGACAAAAUACAAAAAAACCUGAAGAAAAAAAAGAUAAACGAGAAGAAAAAAGAGAAAAGAGACCAGAAAUUACAAUUAAUGAUGUUAAAAAACCAGACAUAAGUCCCUUAAAGCGAUCAUUAUCAAAAGACCAAAACCAAGAAUCAAAACGUUCUAAAAUUGUAAUCGAAAGAGAUGAUCGAAGAAAAKACAGAAGCAUCAAAAGUAAAAGUAAUGAACGUGACCGAGAAAAGCUAAGAGAAUUAGAACGAGAAAGAGAACGCUUAGAAAGAGAAAAAAGAAGGCAGCAGGAAAUUUUAAACUUGACAAAAAUUAGAACUGAACGCGAAAGACUCAAACAAAAAGAACAAGAGAGAGCAAUGAGAGAAGAAGAGCGUAAGAGACGUAUUGAAAAAGAACGCCAAUUAGAAAUUGAAAGAAAACAAAAAGAAGAAGCAAUACGCCUCGAAAAAGAAAGACAGAAACUUCGAAUUGAGCGUGAACGAAUUGAAAAAGAAAAGGCUGAACUUUUGCGUUUGGAGCGUGAAAAUCAACGUUUAGAACGUGAAAGAUUACAAAGAGAAAAGGAAGAGUUACGUAGAGCACAAGAAAAAUUAGAAGAAACAAAGCGCCAGGCAUUACUAAAACGUGCUAUGCCCCCAUCUCCACCACUUCCUAGUAAAAGACAUUCUUCAUCAAAUUCAUCUCGAUAUGAAGAAAGAAAAGAACCAAUUCGUAGUUCUCGUAUCCAGCCUAGUACAGACUAUAUGAAUCAAGCUCCUCCACCUCCUAACAUAACAUCAUCUAGACAUCGCUAUGAACAGCAUUCAUCAGAGUCUCGCCGUAUGAGGCCAUCACCACCCCCUCCUCCGCCACCUGCUUCAAGACCUAAAGACUCUACUGUGAAUAUCAGAUAUGGUGGUGCACCAUCAGCAACAGAUCAUCAUUACAGAAAUCGUGAUGACCGAUCAGAUCGAAGAGAAGAAUCUCGGAAGAAAGAUUCAAGCAGUGGUGGUAGUAACAGACAUACUCAUGCACCAUAUGAUUCAAACAAAAGUUCCUAUGGAAUGUCCCGCAACAGCGAAAGUAAUACUUGGUCAUCAGCCCCGGUAAAAAGUUCUUAUGGCACUCUUAGUUCAAGCUCUGGAACUAAUAAUAUGGUAUUAAGUUCAAGACCAGAUCCUUGGUCAAAUAGUAAUAAUAGUCGAGAAAUUGAAACAACUGUGUGGCAACGUCCUCCUCAACCACCACCGGAUAACAGAUGGAAUAGUACUUCAAGUAAUCCUUCAUCUAUGUCAAUAAGUGGACGUAGUUCAAGUAGUAACACUCUGUAUGGAAAUAACCAUCAAGUUAUACCAAAUAUGGGAUUAAACAUGUCAACAAACUAUAGUGAUAGUAGAUUUGACAGUUACAAAAUGAGUGGCAUGUCCCGAAAAUAUUAGAGAAAUUUCAGCCAACAAAUUUUUAGCAUUUAAUCAUUACACAACACAUAGUGUUUAUUUUGCUAAUUUUGUAUAUAUUUUAAUAUUUAACUAUAAUUUAUAAUAUACACUUUAGGAUAUUGGUUUUAUAUUUAUUAUUUUAACUGAAUUCUUGAAUUAAUAAAUAUGUAUUUAUGAUAUAUGUUGUAGUUUGUGGAUUAUAAAAUUGCAUCCAUCAAAUAUGAUUUU
This is a messenger RNA of Diuraphis noxia (Russian wheat aphid), 3647 nucleotides long. RefSeq lists its product as uncharacterized. NCBI's taxonomy places the organism in Eukaryota, Metazoa, Arthropoda, Insecta, Hemiptera, Aphididae. Gene Ontology annotation, molecular function: RNA binding; sequence-specific DNA binding. Gene Ontology annotation, cellular component: nucleus. Gene Ontology annotation, biological process: regulation of transcription by RNA polymerase II; regulation of mRNA processing. The record is from RefSeq and is a predicted model, not a curated record.